Messenger RNA from Nomia melanderi (Alkali bee), 1598 nucleotides. The record is from RefSeq and is a predicted model, not a curated record. Lineage: Eukaryota; Metazoa; Arthropoda; Insecta; Hymenoptera; Halictidae.
CAAAAUUCGGAUACGAGCGUAUCGUUAAUUAAAAAACUACAGUCAUCGCAACAAUUAUGUUGUUAUGAAUAGCAAUAUUCGUUCUAAAACAUCGAAGACAUUCACACCUUAUCUGUAGUAAUUACUGAAGCAAUAAUUAUCCAAGUAAUAAUUAUUGAAGUACUCAUUCUUGAAGGAGUAAUUACAAAAUUGACGUAACCGACAUACUAAUAGCACAGUGACAGUAACUUCAUACUAGUAAUCAGAACUGCAUAGCAAUACAAGUGACAUUUAACGUAGUAGUAGAUAUACUAUGUAAAUACUGUAUAAUUACGUUGAUGUCUAUAAUUCAGUUUCCAACGUUACGAACAGUAGUGCUACUGAUAAUAGUAGCUACAGAUAUAACCGUGCUGUCACCAACAACUAUAAUUGAUCAACAGCAAUAGUAAUGAUAGUGAAUAAUUGAAAUACAAUGUAACAUGUUUGGAUAGGACAGUCUCGAUAAUACACGAUUUCCAUCAUUUAUUUCGAAAGUUUUCAAAAGGAUAGAUGAAGUCCAAUCUAUUGCCAUCUCCAGCCAUCGACACUCGAUAAAUAAUAUUAAGGUCUAUUGUGGAAAAAGUGGAUCGGUAGGGGAAAUUGCCGAGAGAGAGAGAGAGAGGAAGUAUGAAAGAAAGUUGACAUAAUACUGUUUUUCAAUGUAUUAUAAUGUAAAUUGGCUACGGUGGAAGAUCGAAGAUAAAAUUGUAAACAGCGAGUACAGCCUUUGUGAAAAAGCAAUGGACCAUUUAUUAGCGAACGUUGCUUUCGUAUUGGCGACUAACGAUUCGAAGCUUGAAAAUCAUCGAUUUUACCAUAACGAUCGAGCAUCGUCAAAUAUCGAGAAAGAAUCAAGAAAAAACGAAGCGGGCGACAAGGAUCCAAGGAAUGAAAAUGGCGGAUUCUUAAACCCAUGGAGUUCGCUUAAAACAACAGACAGGGUGCAGUUUCAAAUCGAAGGUCACGACGGACCGCAGACUUACGUUUUUGGAUUUGACACUGGACGCGGGCAAAGUAGACAGUUUCGAUUGGAAGAAAGGCAUUCCGAUGGUACUGUGAAAGGACAAUAUGGCUACUACGAUGCAAAGGGCAAACUGAGAACAGUCCAGUAUGUUGCUAGACCUUUCGAAGGUUAUACAGAGAAGCAUCACGAAAGUAACGUGCGAGCAUUAAAAAAUUAAGUAAACAUCAUUCGUCGUUCAGUUAUUUAAAUACAAUCCACCAACUCCUGUUACACAAUGGCAAUGAAUUUAAACUUUAUUACUGAUGUUCACGCACACGUUUGUAAACUUUUUAUUGCUAUCAUUAUAUAACUAUUACAUCACUGUAUAUAUAGGAGGAGGGGAGGGAGGAGAGAGAAUAAAAUUAAUGUUAAAUUAUUUAUUCAAUAAUAUCAACAAUUAUACAAGAAAAAUAAAUGAAAAGAUACAAAUAUGUCUGAAUGUAAAUAUGAAUACAAUGGUAACAAAGAAUUGGUUCUGCUGAUACAUAUACAUAUGCAUUUAUGUAUAUGGGAAUUUGUCAUAAGCGUUACAUUCAUACCCAUAACAUCCGAUUAUAAAAAUAUUUUAAUAAAAAAG